CGUCUUACUACCUCUGCAUGCAAACCACGACCCGUCUGCCGUUGAACCUGUUGUGAGGACCACUUGUAUCGUCACCCCCUUCCGUCCUCUUGUUUCGCUGCCGUCCCUAGUCACCUCGCUCGUCUCUCUGUGACCUGCCAGCCCGCGGCCUUGCGACGUCCUUGGCCCGCCAUGUAUGGCACCUCCCACUCCGUUUCCGCUCCGAUGAAUGGGAUCGGGGGGGAUCUGGUUGAUGGCUCGGGCACCAUUAACCCUGCUGCGUUGAAUAACAAUGUCUCUGUUCUGCCAACUCCGCCGUAUGGAGCAACAGAUCCCAGCGUUCCCCGUGGUAUCAAGCGCGGUCGUACACCGGAUCAACGCGGACAUUCCCGCGCAGAUGGAGACCAUGAUGACGUAGUUGCAGAUGACCAUGGCCGUCGGAAACGAGGGCGCCCCCCAAAGACACCACGACCACCGCACCCAGCCCCCAGCGACCAAACUGCGUCAAACGUCCAUCUACAAACCCCCCGGAUGCAAUCUCAAUCAUUGCCGCAACACGCGGCAGUUUCGCCUCCAUUAGCGUCGCCUCCGGACAAAACCACCCCCACCAAGGCCCCGCUGGUGAAAGCCCUCCCCACCGUGAGAGACCAUACCACCGAUCAACUGAACGAGGCGCGCGACGAAUACAUUCCCAAGGAGUUUGAUGACUCCGGUGAGAAGAAAGUGGAUGGCAACGGCUAUCUCCAGGGCGACCGGGAGUACAGAUGUCGAACAUUCACGGUGCCUCUGCGCGGCAAAAAGCUUUUCAUGCUGGCGACGGAAUGCGCGCGAGUUCUGGGAUACAGGGACUCUUAUCUUCUCUUCAACAAAAAUCGCUCACUACAUAAGAUAAUCGCCACCCAGAUCGAAAAGGAUGAUCUCAUCGCGCAGGAUAUUCUUCCAUACUCCUACCGCUCGCGUCAGAUUGCUAUCGUGUCCGCCCGGUCGAUGUUCCGUCAGUUCGGCAGCCGGGUCAUCAUCAACGGGCGACGUGUGCGUGACGAUUACUGGGAGAGCAAAGCCCGUAAGCAAGGCUUUACUGAGGAUGAUCUCGCGGGUGAAAAACGCCCGGGCGGCACGAAAGCCCGCGAGGCUGCCGCAGAGGCAGCGAAUGCGGCCAGUGUCUUACCCACCCUGACCCACGGCGAUGUGAUAUACAGUAACGCUCUGGAGACGGUGCCCAGCAAUUUGUCCCUAGGAGGGGCCUCGGGCGGUUCACUAGCUCAGCCACUUCCCAUGAUUCACAUGGCCACCACGACGGAUGAUCCGCGUUUGAGGGAAUACAAUAGUAUGCCUCGACCUCGUCAGGAACUGACUGGUCAGCCGUACCAGGACCGAUCCCAGCCCAGCUCGGCCGCUGAAAUCCUCAACCAAGCCACGCAUACGACAGAGUUCAACAAGAUUCUGUCCUCGCAGCGUAGCUUCCGUCAGAAGGGUUUAGAGGAUUUCUACGCCAAGCAGCGAGAGGCGCCGGUUUCUGCGGCUCAGUCGCAGCCCGGGCAACUGGAGCCCACUGCUGCUUCUGUGGCACAGCCCUUGCAGUCUCCGCGGUUAUCGAAUGCUGGCGUGCUGGGCUCUACUCCGGUCCAACCCAGCCUGAUCCCCCAGCAAGCCCCAAUGAUGCCUAACCAGGCUGGAUUCCAGCCCCCCGUCGUGCACCAACAGCCCGCUGUGGCGCAGUCGCCUGCUCGAGGCAUGCCUCCAGUCCGCCCAGAUUUGAUGCACCAACGGUCCAAUCCUGCUCUGGCUGGUGCACCACAGGCGGCCGGACUUUACGGCUACCCUUCUCAGCAACAGCAGCUGUGGGGCCAGCCACCCCCCCAGCCUUCACCUCUGUUGGCUGCCGGACCCCAGGGCGUGGGGAUGCAACAGUACGCGAGUCAACUCCAGCAGCAGCAGCAGCAGCAGCAGCAGCAAGCCCAGUCACAGGCUCAACAACAAUCUCCUUCUCCUCUCGUUCACAAUCUGCCGCAGCAUCCGUCUCAGUCUCCGCGUAACCAAGGCCGCCCAACUGUGCCACAGAUGCCGCAAGCAUUCCAAAUGCAUCACCCGCAGGCGCCUCAGCAGCAAUCCAUGGCGGCCAUGGGCUUUCCCGGGGGCACUGCUGCUCCAUACCCUGCAAUGCCCACUGCACGCGCGAUGUAUCCAUCGGCUCAUGGGCCUAGUGGUCAGCAAUUCAUGACUGGGGCUCCCCAGCAGCCAGGCAUGGCGAUGGGAAUGGGCGCAACGGGGACGAUUCCCGGCUGGCCUCCGACGGGGCCGAUGCAACCCGGGCAUCCCCAACCUGGGUGGUCAACCUAUUAAGCAAGUUUCGUUUAACAACAGUUUCAUAGCCGGUGCUGUCCAGAAUAUUUAUGGCGUUUAUGGGAUGGGGAGUUGAGGCGGCUGUGGGGUUAUUUUUUGUUCGCGUUCCCAGUUGUGCGUUUUCAUUUGUGCUAUACAUUACCUGGCCAAGGAGGAUAGCUAAUGAUAAUUUGCGCAUUUCCUUUAAUACCCUGUUAUACCCGAUCAUGUUUUCAUUUAACUUGUUACUUUGGUUUCUUUCGGGGGACUUGGGAAUCUGUUCUUGGAAUAGCCGAGCAACGGGCAAUCACGACGUGGUGCAUUCUCCCUAUGUCAGCAAUAGAGGGACUGGGGUCAGAUAAUAUGGAGAUGGGAUCUUUCUUGGAAGGCGUCCGUCCUCUGUUGUUGGGGUUCUUUCAUUAUCUAUGGUUUUAGCAU
This is a messenger RNA of Aspergillus ochraceoroseus IBT 24754, 2739 nucleotides long. Its product is annotated as putative nuclear localization protein. The record is from RefSeq and is a predicted model, not a curated record. Bases 172 to 2322 code for a protein of 716 amino acids. The transcript has 3 exons. Gene Ontology annotation, cellular component: nucleus. NCBI's taxonomy places the organism in Eukaryota, Fungi, Ascomycota, Eurotiomycetes, Eurotiales, Aspergillaceae. Gene Ontology annotation, molecular function: chromatin DNA binding.